Stomoxys calcitrans (stable fly) is the source of this 2680-nucleotide messenger RNA. RefSeq names its product zinc transporter ZIP10 (gene Zip71B). Gene Ontology annotation, molecular function: zinc ion transmembrane transporter activity. The coding region runs from base 708 to 2477 and encodes 589 amino acids. Lineage: Eukaryota; Metazoa; Arthropoda; Insecta; Diptera; Muscidae. The record is from RefSeq and is a predicted model, not a curated record. The transcript has 4 exons. Gene Ontology annotation, cellular component: membrane. Gene Ontology annotation, biological process: zinc ion import across plasma membrane; intracellular zinc ion homeostasis.
GCAGCGAGAAUAAAGAGCUCAAUACGCCGCAGACGUUUAAAGUGUUCGCAAUCCAAGCGGUAAAUCAGCACGAGCGUACUAUCUACAGGGUAGCAGGUAGAGAACGACAACGAUUAUAUUUGGUGGUCAGCUUAAAGUGUAAGUUACUGUGUCGUCUGCCCAACUAUCGGUAGUGAAUGGAUAAAGAGUCGACGAGACGGGCAGCACGCGGCGUCCAGCAACAUAAGAAACCGAGCGAAACGUGCACUUAUCGUAGCCCAAAUCAUUCAAUAUUUAGCGACCAAAUUGACAAAAGUGAGAAAGUUGUCUUAAAAUAUGAUUAAAAACGAAGAAGAAUCAAGCAAGAGUCAUAAUAAUAAAAGUGUGUAAUAAUAAAGAAAACGAUAAAAAAUUUACGUAUACAAAAAUAGUCGUUGUAUGUGAUAUCGAGACGGGAGAAGAAAUACAACCAGGUUUUUGUUGUGUUUGUUUAUUUGCUGCAAUCAAGAAAACGAUUAUGUAUUUUUUGUAAAGAUCUGUUACGAUUAACGAAAAGAAAGAACCCUCCAGACGUGCAAGUCCACCAGAACAUCGAUUCAAGAAAAGACUGAAGGCGACAAGCGAACAUCAUCGUCAUCCACUAUAGUGAAUAAAAAGUUCAAGAGUACAAAUUAAACAAUAGGAUAAUUCAGGAAUUUUUUAUUGGACGCAUUGGUACUCGCACAAAGAUGACAUCUUUACCCUUGGGAUAUUUUGCAAUGCUCUUGCUGUUGAUCACCUGCAUGACGGUGACCAUAACACAAAGUCAGGCAGCCACUGAAUAUAACCGUUACUUAGCGCAUAUUUUCCAAAAAUAUGGCAAUGGCGGCACAAUAUCUUUUGAGGGCCUCGAACAUUUAAUGUAUAACUUGGGUUUGGGACAAUUAGAAUUUGAACCUUCUCAUACAGUCGAUGAACACAAAUCCAAAACUCGAAAUAGUGGGAAUGCUAACGUUGAUAUUAUCAAGUCAUACUUGGAUCAGCAAACAAACAAACUAAUGUCAAAUGAUGACGACAACGAUGAAACGAAAAAAAUGCCAGAUAACACGGUCAUUGUAGAAUUCAAAGAAAUGCACGAUUCUCGCCACAGGCAUCCUCGGAAAGACGAUGCCACUUUUGAUGGUCCCCCAUUACCUGCCAAUGUAUGUUUGUCACCCAAGUCCCUGUUGCGGCUUGUUGUCGACCAUGAUGAUUUGCAUAAGCGCAAGCAACUUUACAAAACGUAUUCGUCAUCAUCCGAAAAAAUUGAUCUUACUCAUCAGGACCACGACCUCGAGGAGGAAUUCAACAACUUUGUCAAUUUUGUCCGACUAACCCCGGUAACCUUUAUGAAAUUGUGUCCAGCACUUUUGGCUCAAAUUGAUCAGCAGGUAUGCAUGCAGCCCGCCCCAUUAACGCAUAUGGAAGAUAGUAAGCAAAUGAUAUGGAAUGCAUGGAUUUAUGCUUCUGCCUCCAUUUUCAUACUCUCGACAUGCGGACUCCUAGGCAUUUUAUUGGUUCCCCUUAUGAAGACAAUGGCCUAUCAGGAGAUACUUAACUUCUUGAUAGCCGUUGCAGUCGGCACACUUUCGGGGGAUGCAUUAAUGCAUCUUCUACCCCAUGCUCUAGUAAAUGAACACGAAUCGGCGCCAACAUCGCACAACGAUGAUCACAAUCACGAUCAAUCGUCUCAUUCGCAUGAUACAACAGCUGUCUGGAUUUGUGCGGCGGCUUUCUUUACCGCUGUUUUAAUGUACAUAAUUGAGAAUCUCUUGCCACUGUUAAGAAAUGGUGUCGACCAAGGAGCUCAUGGACAUAGCCAUCAUCAUCAUCAUAAUCAUGGAACUAACAAUAAUACCAAACCAGUAGUACCACACAGUGGCAUUAGCCCAUCAGUAGAUGACAAUAGCGUGGAAUUGCCACUUCCAGAAGUUAAAGACGUUCGUGAACUUAACGUUAUGUUAAAUGAGUCGAAGACAGAUGAGAAGAAACCAUCGAUGCCUUUAACGCCAGUUGCUUUUAUGGUUGUUAUUGGCGAUGGUUUGCACAACCUUACCGAUGGUUUAGCUAUCGGUGCCGCCUUUGCGUCAGCUCCUGUAACCGGUUUAGCCACAGCAUUCGCCGUUUUAUGCCACGAACUACCUCAUGAGUUGGGUGAUUUUGCCUUAUUGCUACAAACAGGUGUCUCCAUACGCCGAGCAAUCUAUCUAAAUAUUGUAAGUUCGGUCUUAAGCUUUGUGGGCAUGUCAAUUGGCCUCCUAAUUGCUGGUCUACACGGUAAUAUGACACAAUGGAUCUACGCCGGUACAGCCGGAUCCUUUCUGUAUAUUGCACUGGCGGACUUGGUACCGGCUAUGGCAGCUGAAAGCAAAAACAAGCUGAAGACUUCGCUGAUCCAAGUAAUAGGUGUCUUAGUCGGUGGUUUUAUAAUGCUGGCCAUAGCCGUCAACGAAGACCACCUAGAAACCCUGUUUAUGUAGUUCGCGUUGUUUUUUUGUAGAAGUUGCUUUUACAACAGUUAAGCCUAUUGCCAAGUGCCUAGUAUUAAAUAUACGUAUUUGUAAAUCUCGUAUCAGUUAAGUUAGUCGUUAAAUAUUAAUGUUAAGUUUUACGAAUUUGUAAUUGUAAAUUAUUGUCAAUGAAUAAAAGACGAAAGAAAUGGGUUUCCAUUUAUAAACACUUA